Delphinapterus leucas (beluga whale) is the source of this 4561-nucleotide messenger RNA. RefSeq names its product ras homolog family member V (gene RHOV). Gene Ontology annotation, biological process: small GTPase-mediated signal transduction. The record is from RefSeq and is a predicted model, not a curated record. Gene Ontology annotation, molecular function: GTPase activity; GTP binding. NCBI's taxonomy places the organism in Eukaryota, Metazoa, Chordata, Mammalia, Artiodactyla, Monodontidae.
GCAGUUUUUCAGACUUUCCUUGUUUUUGAUGAUCUUGACAGUUUUCAGGAGUACUGGGCCAGCAUUCUGUAGAAUGUCUCUCAGUUGGAACUUUUCCGAUGUUUUUCUCAUGAUUCGGCUGGAGUUCUUCAGAGGUAAAAUGUCAUUCUCAUCACAUCACAUCAAGGGUACAUACUAUCAACUUGACUUAUCAGUGUUGAUCUUAAUCUUGAUCACCUGCUUGAGGGAGCGUUUGUCAGGAUUUUCCACUGUAAAGUUAUUUAUUUCCCCACCCUUUUCAGACUGUCCUCUUUGCAAGGAAAUCACUAUACACAGCCCACAAGAUUGCUGGUUUACACUCCUCCUUGAGGUGGAGUAUCUACAUACAUUAUUUGGAAUUCUUCACAGGAGAUUUGGCUAUUAUCCCCCAUUUAUUUAUGUAUUCGGUCAUUUAUAUCAGAAUAGACUAGCAGCUAUUUAUUUUAUACUUUGGGUUAUAAUCCAAUACUGGUUUAUUUUGUCGCUCCAAUUGUCCCAGAUUUGGCCUUUGGAAGCUCUUUCAGUUGGCCCCUGUGUCCUCUAACUUAUCUCCACCUUCCUGUUGUUUUGUUUGUUUGUUUAGCACUUCCUUACUUUCUGUGCUCCAAAAUGUUCCCAGGCUCAUCUUGUAUAUUUCCUACUCCAAUCCUAAAAUCAAUCAUUUCUACAAGGAGAAAGUCAAGGCGACGUUUUAGUCUUAGCAAAUGUGUAUCUGACUGGAAGUUGGGACAGACAAUCCGUCAGGUGGGCAGGAAUAAGACUCAAGCCACCCUCGGGAGGGGACUCUCCCAGCAGCAACAGCCAGAAUUACAAGCCCUUAGCUGAGAAAUAGAUGACUCACCAGCUCCCCAGGUUGUCUCCUCCCUCCCCCUCUUGCUGACAAGACUGUCCCUAAACCAGCUCCGACAGAACGACCUAGGUUCGAAAGUGUCCCCACCCAAGGGGCCAGUGAAGAAUGGCCUGUUGCAGGCCAAGUUAGGGCUUUAACCAUAGCCAGCUGAUACCUCCCCCCAUUUGUGUAUUACUUAUACCCCUUCUACCUGCAGAAAGAAUUAAACAGGAUUACCUUCAAAUUUCAGCUACAAUAAAACUAUUAAAGCUUGGGUAAAAGGACAAGAGUGCUGUGAAGAAGAGCGCGCGCGCGCGUGCGUGCGUGCGUGUGUGUUGGGUGUGUAUGUGUGUGUGUUAAUUUUGUCCCAGACACCUGGGCUGAGGCAACUUCCCCAGGUUCCCUGAAUAACAGAUUGCUAGCUCCAGAAGGACCUUAAGAAAUAAAUAUGCUUCACCUGGCAUUUUAUAGCUGAGAUGGAGCAAGUGAUUUCUCAGGAAUCACACAGCUAAUGAGCUGAAGAAGUAGGAAUACUGGGGCACGUCUCUUGAUGUCUAGGUCUUUCAAAUUCCCAUUCUUGCCUCCCUUUCCAGGAGAGCAAAAAGAAUAGCUUUUAGACCUCCUGGGUUAUACAAUGGCAAGACAACACUUUGAGGCUUCUUUCACUUGCCAGAUGAAUAAACUUAUGUGGAUGUGUCUGAGAAGUCAUUGGGGGCUAUAGUUAGGGGUUAUUAGCAUCCCCAGACACUCGGACAUAGGGAAUGCAGGAUGUAGACAUUGGGAUGCAGAAGUGGAUACUGGGGAUCCUACCAUUUCCCCACAGUCAAGCUUUAAAUGGUUAAAUCAGCAAUGUUCUAGUUGUCCUCAACUUUUGACCAACAGUGGGGGAAAAAAAAGAAAAAUAAAUAAAAACCAGGGGUCCUGAGACUUUUUUCAAGAGAUUUAGAGAUUUUGACUUAGGGAUUUUUAUACUACCAACUGUUUAAGAAAUUGGAUUAUCUCUUUUCUUUAAUAUCUGCCUCCCAACACUCUCCCUUCCACUACUCAUGAAUGAGGUGUUUUCAAGGAUCUUUGUGUAGGCUGAGAUCUUUGUACGGGCUUGGAAUGCAGAGAAAGCAUUCUGGGCCUGGUGUCACUUGGUGUGGCUGCAGUAAAGAGACGAAAUUAGCAUCAGGCUAUUUUUCACUUGCUCUCUUGGUGACCUUCUUAGGGCUACCUGGGAUAUCUUGUCUCUGUCUGUAAACUCCUUCUAAGGCAAGGACAGUGCGCGGCCCAGAACAGCAUCAGCAAAUAGUUAAUUACUCUGUGUUUUGAUGAUGAUGAUGAAGAUAAUAUUAGGAACUUUGGGGAUUUAGAAAAUGUUCAACUGGAGGACUGUCCUUGAAGAUCCUCCCCAGCUAGCUUCUCCAGCACCCUGAUUUCCUUUAGAGGAGCAGAGUGAAGGUGUUUAAAGCCUGCCUUCAGGCUGAGUCUAGAGGACGCUCUUCGGUGGAAGGGGGUCGUUAACAUUCCUGCCUGCUGAGUUCACGCCUGCGUGUAUCUUCGGCCUCUUCAUGAUCUCUAUAUUUUAAAAAAAUAAUUCAUUAAUUAAUAAACUUAUUACCCAGACUUUUUUAUACUCGUACAGACAUGUCUAGUUUUUUGUUUUAAUUUGAACAAAGGUUUAAUUUGAACAUGCUGCAUUGUGUGUUCUGCAAUUUGCUUCUUCCUCCUAACAAUAAAUCCUGGAUAUCUUUCUCUGCCAAGAUACCUAGAUCUGCCUCAUUUGGGCGAGUCUUUGUCCUCGUACCUGUGUGAUUCUCCGAGCGUCAUUUUUUGGCCUGCCUCUCUUUCUCGGGGUGUGAGAGAUUGCCUGACCUCUUGCGGUACGCUGCAGAGGGAGGUCCUAGAGGAGGCCUGGAGGGUGGGCGGGGCCCGAGGCCGCAUGGGAUAUGCAGAUGAGGUAGGCGGGGCCCCCCAUAUACCCGCGGUUAGCUGCUGGCGGGUGAGCCGGGUCUCGGCAGAUUCAGUCAGAGGCAACCUACGGACCUUGCUUCACCGAGCACAGCGGAGCCUGGUACCCGGCUGUCCCGGGAGCGGGCCAUGCCCCCGCGGGAGCUAAGCGAGGCCGAGUCGUCCCCGCUCCGGGCCCCGACCCCUCCGUCGCGGCGGGGCAGCGCGUCCCCAGAGCUGGGCAUCAAGUGCGUGCUUGUGGGCGACGGCGCCGUGGGCAAGAGCAGCCUCAUCGUCAGCUAUACCUGCAAUGGGUACCCCGCGCGCUACCGGCCCACAGCGCUGGACACCUUCUCCGUGCAAGUCCUGGUUGACGGAGCCCCGGUGCGCAUUGAGCUCUGGGACACAGCGGGACAGGAAGACUUUGAUCGCCUUCGCUCCCUCUGCUACCCGGAUACGGAUGUCUUCCUGGUCUGCUUCAGCGUGGUGCAGCCCAGCUCCUUCCAAAACAUCACAGAGAAAUGGCUGCCAGAGAUCCGCACUCACAACCCCCAGGCGCCCGUGCUGCUGGUGGGCACGCAGGCCGACCUGAGGGACGAUGUCAAUGUACUGAUUCAGCUGGACCAGGGAGGCCGGAAAGGCCCCGUGCCUCAACCCCAGGCUCAGGGUCUGGCCGAGAAGAUCCGGGCCUGCUGCUACCUGGAAUGCUCUGCCUUGACGCAGAAGAACUUGAAGGAGGUGUUUGACUUGGCCAUUCUCAGUGCCAUUGAGCACAAAGCCCGGCUGGAGAAGAAACUGAACGCCAAAGGUGUGCGCACCCUCUCCCGCUGCCGCUGGAAGAAGUUCUUCUGCUUUGUUUGAAGAGCUGUGGCAGCAAAAUGAUCAGUAGGCCAAUGGCCACAGACUUCUAGAACCUGGGGCACGGGGCCUUUGAGGGACCUGCUGGCAGGGCCACGUCACCCCCGUGGGACUCAGUUCCCAUAUGAACACUGUGGCAACACAGCCUCCAACUGCCCACUCUUAUGUGCCAGGGUGAGCCUAGGGCCUGGAGGAGAGAAGGCUCUGACUUGGUUUUCUGUGGAUUUCUCUGACUUGGAUUUCUCAAGUACAGAGAAAUCCCAGUACUUUGAUUUUCAUGGGAUGAUCCUAACAGUGUCAGCUCCCUCCAAGCAGUUUGGGAUCCAAUACCCAGUCUCUUCUCAUGGGCCCUUAGGUCAAUCUGGCUGAAUUAGGACCACUCCUGGUGGUCCCCACCUGCUCCUUGGCACAGGGGUGAGGAAGAGCCUGGGGAACAGCUGGGCAUCUAGGAGGGCUGGAAGGCAUCCGGCCCUGAACUGGAGAGAAGUUUAGGAUGGAUUGGGUAAGACGGAGGUCAGUGAGAGAUUGAGAGGGGUCCGAAAGUAAAGGCUUGGAGCCUUGGGACUGGAGGCAGGCUGGGGAGGAGGAGGCAGAUGAGAGGGCUAGGCUUGGAAGGAAGAAGAGAAAGAAGGAGAGCAGAGAAGUGGGGCAGCUGAGGAGCAAGGCUGCCACCUGGGCUGUCCUCAACCCCCAAGGCCAGGGAGGGUAGGGCUGGUCCCUGGGAAGAGCUGGGUCUCAGUGCUCCCUAGGCACUGCCCGAACUGGCUAGGCCAGGAGUGGGGCAGGAAGUGAGAGGCAAGGCCCAGCAAGAGGAGGGGGAGGAGCUGCAAAUUGGAGCCUGAAGAAAGAAGGGGCUUUCUCCAAGGUCACAACCUAGAAGAUAAGGCAGUGCAGAGUCUGCAAAUAAAGCCUUAAGUUUCUGAA